UAGGGCACAACAACAGUAGUUAGAAGUUAGAACUGCUAGCAGUUUAAUCUUGUAAUUCAAAACGCAGCUCCAUUAAUUCGCCACCGUACCCUCACCGGAGCACCGUGGUUGCACCCUCGCCGGAGAAGCCAGAAUCAAUUUUUUCAAAACUUUGUGUUUAACUUUAUUUUCGAAUAUUUUCAAAGAUGAACAACAAUGAAAAUUGGGAGGAGGAAGAGGAAGACGAAGAAGAGGAUUUGGAAUUUUCCAGAAAUUAUUUUCUAGCAAAGGAAGUUCAAUCUACGGUAAAGAAAUCAAAGCGCAAGAUUACUGACAUCGAUGUUGUUGAUGAACAGGAACUUAGGGAAGCUGCAUUGCAUAUUCAACCUAAGCAUGAGAAUGAGAUUGCUCGGUUAAUGGAUUCUUAUGCAGCUAUGUAUCCUGAAUGGCUUCUCUCCUUAAGCUGUGGCUUUGCUCUUCUAAUGUAUGGCUUUGGGUCUAAGAAGGCUUUGAUUGAAGACUUUGCUUCAAAGACAUUGACCGAAUAUUCUGUAGUUGUCAUUAAUGGGUAUCUUCAAACCAUUAACUUAAAACAGGUUCUAAUAACUUUAGCUGAACUUCUAUGCGAUCAAGUGAAAGCUAAACGAAAGGUUUCCAGCCGGCAGCUCAACUCUCAAUCUAUAGAAGAUCUUCUUACAUUUUUGUAUGAAGUGGAAGUAGAGGACAAGGAUUGUUUUGUUUGUGUAGUCAUUCACAAUAUUGAUGGACCAGGAUUAAGAGACUCUGAAACCCAACAAUAUCUCGCCCGACUGGCUUCUUGUACCCAUAUUCGUAUGGUUGCCUCUAUUGACCAUGUUAAUGCUCCCCUGUUUUGGGACAAGAAUAUGGCUCACACACAGUUCAAUUGGUGCUGGCACCAUGUUCCUACAUUUGCCCCAUAUAAGGUUGAAGGCAUGUUCUAUCCUUUGAUUCUCGCACACGGCAGUGCCAGCCAAAGUGUCAAAACAGCUUCAAUAGUUUUGCAAAGUUUGACACCCAACGCCCAGAGUGUAUUCAAAGUUCUUGCUGAAUAUCAAAUUUCUCAUCCCGAUGAAGGAAUGCCAAUCAGUGACCUCUACUCAGUCUGUCGUGAACGUUUCUUAGUUAGCAGCCAGGUUACCCUUAAUUCUCAUUUGACGGAAUUUAAAGACCACGAGCUCGUCAAAACCAAGAGGCAUUCUGACGGUCAAGAUUGCUUGCACAUCCCUCUAACAACAGAAGCACUUCAAAAGGUUCUACUCGAGAUCAGUUAGUACAGGGGAUCAUGAGAGCAAGCAAAUUAGUUUAUAUAGUCAUUUUCCAAAAAUCGAUGAAGCAAAUUUUAGUCACUUAAUUAAGUUUUGUUCUUGAUCUGGAAAAAAUGUUUUGAUCAUCAAAUUCUACUUAUAUUCGAAGAAAUAGGGACAGGCCCCCCCUCUCAAGCUGAUAGGAUGGGCCAUUAUGUCAAGAGAAAUAGAUACCAAAUGUUUAUCAAUCUAAAUUACAUAACAUGGGUGUAUGUUAUAUCAUUAA
Molecule: messenger RNA, 1530 nt
Organism: Vicia villosa (hairy vetch)
Lineage: Eukaryota; Viridiplantae; Streptophyta; Magnoliopsida; Fabales; Fabaceae
Product: origin of replication complex subunit 2
Exons: 7
Coding region: 186-1271 (361 amino acids)
Biological process (GO): DNA replication
Cellular component (GO): nucleus; nuclear origin of replication recognition complex
Molecular function (GO): DNA replication origin binding
Source: RefSeq, a predicted model, not a curated record